AUGGCCCGUACCAAGCAGACCGCCCGCAAGUCUACGGGAGGCAAGGCCCCUCGCAAGCAGCUGGCCACCAAGGCCGCCCGCAAGUCCGCCCCCGGCGUCACCGGCGGCGUCAAGAAGCCCCACCGCUACAAGCCCGGAACCGUCGCCCUGCGCGAGAUCCGUCGGUACCAGAAGUCGACUGAGCUGCUUAUCCGCAAGUUGCCGUUCCAGCGCCUGGUCCGCGAGAUUGCGCAGGACUUCAAGACCGACCUGCGCUUCCAGUCGUCGGCCAUUGCUGCUCUGCAGGAGGCUGCCGAGGCGUACCUGGUGUCGCUGUUUGAGGACACCAACCUGGCUGCUAUCCAUGGCCGCCGCGUGACUAUCCAGCCCAAGGAUCUGCAGCUUGCACGCCGUCUGCGUGGCGAGCGCUCGUAG
This is a messenger RNA of Linderina pennispora, 414 nucleotides long. RefSeq names its product histone H3 h3_3. Bases 1 to 414 code for a protein of 137 amino acids. The transcript has a single exon. The record is from RefSeq and is a predicted model, not a curated record. Gene Ontology annotation, cellular component: nucleosome. Lineage: Eukaryota; Fungi; Kickxellomycota; Kickxellomycetes; Kickxellales; Kickxellaceae. Gene Ontology annotation, molecular function: structural constituent of chromatin; DNA binding; protein heterodimerization activity.